ACCCUCUCCCUCUCUCGCGCUUUUCCGAUUGAAAGAUAUUUCAUUUUCCCCAGGCGCUUUUCUCUGUGUUUUGAUGCCUUUACAUUUUCGUCUCCUCUGCUCGCCUCAGUCUCGCCGCUGCUCUCUCUCUCUCGUUCUCCUCUCCCUCUCCGCAGGUUCCCCGGCGAAACGCAGUUGCUGGAUCUGCUUCGAUGGUCUUCUCAUGGCACCAAAGGCGGAGAAGAAAUCGGCCAAGAAGAAGCCGGCGUUGGAAAACCUGGCAGAGGAGAAGAAAGGUCGCAGCAGCAGAGAAAUCUCCAGCGGAGAAGAAGGCGAAAGCCGAGAAGAAGAAGUGGAUGAAGAAGAGGGUGGAGAGUCGGAGACCUACAAGAUCUAAAGUAAGGGUUUGCUGAGGAGCAUUUAUGGGUUUGAUGUGAAAUGGAGAUGCUUUGUCCCGGUCCUGCUGCUGUCUUUGUGUAGCAGUUAGCAAGUUACUGGUACUGCUCAGGUUCUUAACAAGGGAAUUAGCACAAAUAUGGGGCGUCUAAAGCUGCAGUCUGGAAUCAAAUCAAUUGAAGAAGAGCCUGAAGACUGUGACAUGGCCUAUUCUAACAAAGCUGCUCUAGCAUGCAUGGUUAACUCAGAAGUAGGAGCUGUGCUGGCAGUCAUGAGGAGGUAUGUGAGAUGGGGGGGUAGAUAUAUGUCAGGUGAUGACAAGUUAGAGCACUCUCUAAUCCAAUCCCUGAAGGCAUUGAGGAAACAAAUCUUUUCAUGGCAGCAUCAGUGGCAUACCAUCAACCCUGUUGUGUAUCUGCAGCCAUUCCUGGAUGUGAUAAGAUCAGAUGAAACUGGUGCACCAAUCACAGGUGUUGCUCUAUCUUCUGUUUACAAAAUCCUAACUCUUGAUGUUCUUGAUACAAGUACAGUCAAUGUUGAAGAUGCUAUGCACUUGGUAGUGGAUGCAGUGACUAGUUGCCGUUUUGAGGUGACUGAUCCUGCAUCAGAAGAAGUGGUGCUUAUGAAGAUACUUCAGGUUCUUCUCGCUUGUAUGAAAAGUAAAGCAUCAGUUGUGUUGAGUAAUCAGCAUGUUUGCACCAUUGUGAACACUUGUUUUCGUGUAGUUCAUCAAGCAGGAACAAAAGGUGAGUUGUUACAGCGGAUAGCUCGCCACACAAUGCAUGAGCUUGUUAGGUGUAUUUUUUCACACCUUCCAGAUGUUGACAACACAGAAGGUGCAUUGAUUAAUGCAAGCAGCUCUAUCAAACAAGAGAUUGGUGGGCAGCAAAAUGACUACACUUUUGGGAGUAAGCAAUUGGAGAAUGGCAAUGUUAGUUAUGAUGGUCAGCAAUCCUCAGCAAUUUUUUCUUCCUCUGGCCUAGUUGAUGACAAUACAAUUGGGGCUGGAAGCAGAAAAGAGGCUGCUUCAUAUGAUCUGCAUCUCAUGACAGAGCCAUAUGGGGUCCCCUGCAUGGUGGAAAUAUUUCACUUCUUGUGUUCUUUGUUGAAUGUUGUUGAGCACAUAGGAAUGGGUCCCAGAUCAGAUGCUAUAGAAUUUGAUGAGGAUGUGCCUCUUUUUGCCUUGGGUUUAAUAAAUUCAGCUAUUGAAUUGGGUGGGCCCUCUGUUCGCCAGCACCCAAGGUUACUGAGUUUGAUUCAGGAUGAACUAUUCCGUAAUCUGAUGCAAUUUGGCCUUUCAAUGAGUCCAUUAAUUCUUUCAAUGGUAUGUAGCAUUGUUCUUAAUCUAUAUCACCACUUACGCACUGAACUCAAACUACAGCUCGAAGCUUUCUUUUCCUGUGUGGUUUUGAGACUUUCACAGAGCAGAUAUGGGGCUUCAUACCAGCAGCAAGAAGUUGCCAUGGAGGCUCUUGUUGACUUUUGUAGGCAGAAAUCAUUUAUGGUGGAGAUGUAUGCUAACUUAGACUGUGACAUAACUUGCAGCAAUGUGUUUGAAGAUCUUGCUAAUUUGUUGUCAAAGAGUGCAUUUCCAGUGAAUUGUCCUUUGUCUGCGAUGCAUAUUCUUGCUUUGGAUGGCCUGAUUGCUGUGAUUCAGGGAAUGGCUGAGAGGAUAGGCAAUGGAUCAUUUGGUUUAGAACAGGCUCCAGUGAAUCUUGAGGAAUAUACGCCAUUCUGGAUGGUGAAGUGUGACAACUACACUGAUCCUAAUCACUGGGUUCCAUUUGUCCGUCGUAGGAAAUACAUUAAGAGGAGGCUGAUGAUCGGAGCUGAUCACUUUAAUCGUGACCCCAAAAAAGGGUUGGAGUUUCUCCAAGGAACGCAUCUUUUGCCUGACAAACUUGAUCCCCAAAGUGUGGCUUGUUUUUUCAGGUACACCGCGGGGUUAGAUAAAAAUCUUGUUGGGGAUUUCUUGGGAAAUCAUGAUGAAUUUUGUGUUCAGGUUCUACAUGAAUUUGCUGGUACUUUUGAUUUCCAAGACAUGAAUCUGGAUACUGCAUUACGCCUGUUCCUGGAAACUUUCCGUCUGCCUGGGGAAUCACAAAAGAUACAGAGGGUGCUUGAGGCAUUCUCUGAGAAAUACUAUGAACAGUCACAACAGAUUCUUGUUAACAAGGAUGCUGCUCUCUUGUUAUCUUACUCACUUAUAAUGCUCAAUACAGAUCAGCACAAUGUGCAGGUGAAGAAAAAGAUGACAGAGGAUGACUUCAUUCGAAAUAAUCGGCACAUCAAUGGGGGCAAUGACCUCCCGCGAGAAUUCCUAGCAGAGCUGUACCACUCAAUCUGCAAGAAUGAGAUACGCACGACUCCAGAACAAGGUGCUGGCUUCCCUGAAAUGACCCCAAGCCGGUGGAUUGAUCUGAUGCACAAAUCCAAGAAAACCGCUCAAUUCAUCGUGGCUGAUUCUAGAGCCUAUCUUGACCAUGAUAUGUUUGCCAUCAUGUCUGGUCCAACAAUUGCUGCUAUCUCUGUUGUAUUUGAUCAUGUGGAACAUGAAGAUGUUUACCAGACCUGUAUUGAUGGAUUCCUUGCUGUUGCAAAGAUAUCAGCCUGUCAUCAUCUUGAAGAUGUUUUGGAUGAUUUGGUUGUGUCUCUUUGUAAAUUCACAACCCUCUUGAAUCCUUCAUCUGUAGAGGAACCCGUGCUAGCAUUUGGUGAUGACACAAAAGCCAGAAUGUCGACUGUGACAGUGUUUACCAUUGCAAACAGGUAUGGUGACUAUAUCCGCACAGGUUGGAGAAAUAUCCUGGAUUGUAUCUUAAGAUUGCACAAGCUUGGUCUUCUUCCUGCUCGUGUUGCCAGUGAUGCAGCUGAUGAUUCUGAGCUCUCAGCUGACACUGGUCAAGGGAAGCCUCUCACAAAUUCUCUCUCUUCAUCUCAUAUGCCAUCAAUAGGUACUCCUAGGAGAUCGUCUGGAUUGAUGGGCCGGUUUAGCCAGCUCUUAUCUCUUGAAACAGAGGAGCCAAGAUCACAGCCUACUGAGCAACAGCUUGCUGCUCACCAACGGACACUCCAGACUAUUCAGAAGUGUCACAUUGACAGCAUUUUUACAGAGAGUAAGUUCCUGCAAUCUGAUUCGCUAUUGCAGCUUGCACGAGCACUCAUCUGGGCUGCAGGGCGUCCUGCAAAAGGGAAUAGCUCUCCUGAGGAUGAAGACACUGCAGUUUUCUGCCUCGAGUUGCUGAUUGCUAUUACCCUGAAUAACCGGGAUAGGAUUGUGCUGCUGUGGCAGGGUGUUUAUGAGCAUAUAGCCAACAUUGUCCAGUCAACUGUGAUGCCUUGUGCCCUGGUAGAGAAGGCUGUUUUUGGACUCCUUCGAAUUUGCCAACGGCUACUUCCAUACAAAGAAAACCUGGCUGAUGAACUUCUGAGGUCAUUACAGCUGGUUUUGAAGCUUGAUGCUCGAGUAGCUGAUGCAUACUGUGAGCAGAUCACACAGGAAGUGAGUCGUCUUGUGAAAGCAAAUGCCACUCAUAUCAGAUCCCCAAUGGGGUGGCACACAAUCACAUACCUGCUGUUGAUCACUGCUCAGCACCCAGAAGCUUCAGAAGCAGGAUUUGAUGCAUUAGUGUUCAUUAUGUCUGAUGGAGCUCAUCUAUUGCCAGCCAAUUAUGUUCUCUGCAUAGAUGCAGCAAGGCAAUUUGCAGAGUCUCGUGUUGGACAGGCAGAGCGGUCCAUUCGUGCUCUUGAUCUUAUGGCAGGUUCUGUUGCUUGUUUAGCACAGUGGGCCCAAGAGACUAGGGAUGCUGUUGGUGAGGAAGAGGCUGCAAAAGUGUCUCAGGAUAUAGGGGAGAUGUGGUUGAGGCUUGUUCAAGGAUUGAGGAAAGUUUGCUUGGACCACAGAGAAGAUGUUAGGAACCAUGCGCUCAUGUCAUUACAAAGGUGCUUGACUGUAGUGGAUGGCCUCUAUCUUCCACAUGGCUUGUGGUUGCAGUGUUUUGAUCUGGUCAUCUUCACAAUGCUUGAUGACUUGCUUGAAAUUGCUCAGGGGCACUCCCAGAAAGAUUACAGAAAUAUGGAAGGCACACUUAUCCUUGCCAUGAAGCUCUUGUCAAAAGUGUUUGUCCAGUUGCUCCACAACCUUGCACAAUUAACUACCUUCUGCAAACUAUGGCUGGGGGUUCUCAGUCGGAUGGAAAAAUAUAUGAAGGUGAAAGUCAGAGGUAAAAGAUGCGAGAAGCUUCAGGAAUUAGUUCCUGAGCUUCUCAAGAACAACUUGCUUGUAAUGAAGACAAAGGGAAUACUAGUGCAGAGGAGUGCCCUAGGUGGAGAUAGUUUGUGGGAACUGACGUGGUUACAUGCUAAUAACAUUGCUCCAUCUUUGCAAUCUGAGGUGUUCCCAGAUCAAGAUACAGAUCAGCAUAAGCAGCAGGAAACGGGGGAAAUGCUGGUGUCUGAUCAAAUGGGUUCUGAAAAAGUGGCUUUGGAAGGUGCUCAUGCAGAAGGCUAAGGGGAUGUUGAGGGUUUUAGAACUUCAACCGGUCUUGUUAAUGCAUAUUAUGCAACUUGUGUGGUCAUUGAUCUGAGUUGUUAUUUGAAGCAGUAUGCUUGAUUCAGAUAUUUGAAUUUUCAGAUGAGGUUGAUGAACGUUCUCCACAUCUGAAUGCUGGCUGCCACCACAAUAUAAAAUGUAGGCACAGAUGAAAGGAAUGAUAAUCGAGGGUGCUAGUUGAAGACCUGGACAGGGCUUUCAGUUUCUUUGAUACUGAUUUUUGUCAUCUUUUGGCUGGUGUCAUUAAUCUUUGACUCCAUAGAAGCUUGCUGCUGUGUAUUAUCCCUGGUAAAGAUAGGUUUUUCUGGAUAUGUUUCUUUUGGUUUCUACAAGGGAUUAGGGGUUAGAUCUGAUUCCAUUUCCUAUUUCUGGUCGUUUUAAAAUUCCGCGAGGAAGAAUUUGACUCAUUUCGCAGCCCCUGGAGUUCAACAUUAAAAGAAGGUUCUUUGGUAUUGUAUUAACUUGUUCGUAUAUGUACAAUACUGAAAAUUACUACCUCAGUCUUCUUCUUCCUUACUCUUAAUAAAUUUUAUUGAAUAGCUACUUACAGAGCAUGAAACACUGCCUCAUCAUAACAUUCUUUAACAGAACGACCUUGUAUUAGUAAUGUAAAUUUUUUUAAAGAUGCUGCAUAUACAUGUUGGAA
This is a messenger RNA of Malania oleifera, 5573 nucleotides long. RefSeq names its product ARF guanine-nucleotide exchange factor GNOM. Lineage: Eukaryota; Viridiplantae; Streptophyta; Magnoliopsida; Santalales; Ximeniaceae. Gene Ontology annotation, biological process: regulation of ARF protein signal transduction. Gene Ontology annotation, molecular function: guanyl-nucleotide exchange factor activity. The record is from RefSeq and is a predicted model, not a curated record. Bases 515 to 4885 code for a protein of 1456 amino acids. The transcript has 4 exons.